AAUGCAAUAAAAAGCCUCAUUACCCAAACAGUUGGUUUAGUUCUAGUUCCUACGGCGCUCCAUCAUGUCCGGGCUGGUUUCCAUUGAAGAUUUUGAAGAUCGUGCUGCAGCUAGCAUUCCGCAAGAAGCUUUUGACUACUACCAAAGCGGAGCAGAUGAUGAGCAGACGCGCCAGUUAAAUCGCUCUAGCUAUGAAAGGUUGCGCAUUCGACCGAGAAUGUUGCAGAAUGUAUCCAAUCGUGAUAUGAAAGUGAAGCUGUUUGGUGAAGAAUACGCCAUGCCUAUCGGUAUAUCUCCAACCGCUUUUCAGAAAAUGGCUCAUCCAGAGGGGGAAGUCGCAAAUGCACGAGCCGCAGCUAAUCGUAAACUGUUGUUCACAUUGAGUACAUUAUCCAAUAGUUCUAUCGAGGAAGUGGCAGAUGCUGUUCCGAAGUCUCCAAAGUGGUUUCAGCUGUAUAUCUAUAAGGAGCGUAAGUUGACCGAACGAAUCGUUCAACGAGCAAAGAAGGCAGGAUUCAAAGCUAUCGUGGUGACCGUUGAUAGUCCAUUGUUUGGAAAACGACGAGCGGACAUUCGAAAUCGCUUUUCUCUACCUCCUGGAUUAAAGGCUGCUAAUCUGGAAGGAGAGCAAGCCAUAAUACAAGGGAAGGACGGAUCAGGACUCAGUCAGUACGGAGAACAACAGCUGGAUCCAUCUCUGGUGUGGGACGACAUAAGGUGGUUGAUUAAAAUUUCCGAACUACCAGUACUUGUUAAGGGUAUUCUUACUAAAGAAGAUGCUGAAAUAGCAGUUAGUAAAGGAGUGAGUGGCAUAUGGGUGUCCAACCAUGGUGGUCGUCAGCUGGAUUCAGCUCCAGCUACGAUUGAAGUCCUGCCUGAAAUUGUUGCUGCUGUGGGAGACCAAACGACUAUAAUUGUCGACGGAGGUGUGCGAAAUGGAAAGGAUGUAUUUAAAGCCCUGGGUCUUGGAGCUAACAUGGUAAUGAUUGGUCGACCAGCGCUAUGGGGUCUUGCCGUUAAUGGCCAGCAAGGCGUUGAGCAAGUAUUGGAUAUCCUGAGGGAUGAGCUAGACACCACGAUGGCUCUGGCAGGAUGUCAACGAGUUGCAGAUAUUACACGGCUUCACGUUAUACAUGAGGAGUAUUAUAAAGAGUUGAAUAUGAAGCAAACUCAAGUUUUACUUGACAUGCAAAGUAAAGAUAAACGUAAAGGUUGGCUUAAAGGAAUAUUUUAAGUUUG
This is a messenger RNA of Aedes aegypti (yellow fever mosquito), 1239 nucleotides long. Its product is annotated as peroxisomal (S)-2-hydroxy-acid oxidase GLO2. Bases 65 to 1234 code for a protein of 389 amino acids. The record is from RefSeq and is a predicted model, not a curated record. Gene Ontology annotation, molecular function: FMN binding; oxidoreductase activity. The transcript has 3 exons. Lineage: Eukaryota; Metazoa; Arthropoda; Insecta; Diptera; Culicidae.